Molecule: messenger RNA, 2193 nt
Organism: Venustampulla echinocandica
Lineage: Eukaryota; Fungi; Ascomycota; Leotiomycetes; Helotiales; Pleuroascaceae
Exons: 8
Coding region: 1-2193 (730 amino acids)
Source: RefSeq, a predicted model, not a curated record
AUGUUCUUCUCACUAUUCAUCGCCCGGCUCUGGGCCGUUCUUUCGUUCCUUGUCCUCCCCUCAGCUGUCGAUGCCCACAGGACACGAGAUGUUGCGACCGAUGCGGCGAAUGUAGAUCAUCAUGACCAUGGAGCUUCUCCGGAGUGGAUCUAUCGCAGUAAUCAGACUCUCCACCGACGUCCUUCGCCAAUGCCCCUGUCGACGGUCAAUUUGAGUGGGAAGUCCAUUUCCGCAAAUACAUCGGAAUGUACGUCCAGUAUCCCGAAGCAGCGCAAGAGGGAUACCCAGGCCACAGGAACAAGCACAAAAGGCACCUUUCUGGUGUUUGCGAGAGAUGCAGCAUCGGCAUACUCUGCGUAUUCCGGAUUGAAUGACUAUGGAAUUCCAUACCAGCUCGUCCUAGUGCCGGCUACUGGAGUGACUCUACCGACUCUUAAAGCUUCCAACACGGUCGGUAACUAUGGGGGAAUUGUUGUACUUUCGGAAGUUAGCUACCAGAAUUCUGCUGGCAACUACGUUUCAGCAUUGACAAGUGAUCAAUGGAACGCGCUAUACGAUUAUCAGGUCAAUUUUGGGGCUCGCUUGGUCCGUCUGGAUGUUCUUCCUUCGGCGGCAACGGGUACAACUGCCUCGGAUGCAUGCUGCGGCGAUACUCAAGAACAGCUGGUUUCCAUUAGCGAUAAUUCUCAGUUUCCGACCGCAGGAUUAACAGUCGGGGCUACUAUGAGCACUAUUGGGCUUUAUCAUUACCCUGGAACGAUUGCGAACUCUUCAAUAGCCAAGCCCUUCGCGAUUUUUGGGGCGACCACGGGAUCCAAGACGACUUCUGUUGCUGGUGUUAUUAAUACAUUUCCCGGAAGACAACAGGAGCCAGAUGCCGGAUAUAGAAGGAUAAUGCUUAAUACGCAAGUCGACGAUGUGUUUCUCUCCACCUACACCUAUAGCCAACAAACCUACCGACUUACUUCGACUGAUGUCGCUACCCACAUCCAGUGGCAGGGCUCUAUUGGGAACAAGAUGCCGCCUGGAAGUAAUUACACAAUGGAGCUUGGGCACAAUGGGAAUGGGAAUAUUGAAUUUUCCAACGACAUUGCACAGUCCGCUUGUCUCCCGACUGGCCCAAUUGAUUUAGGUGACCAACCAUCUACCGACCUCGAGUACAUGAAACCCAUAGGAACAGGCACCACUCUUUGGCCCUCAACCGCAUCUAAGUAUCAAUAUGGAGCCACCUGCAUCACGACAGAUCCCCUCGCACAAUUUUUUCAAACUCCCAACAUCCGUGAUAGCUUCAUGCAUCUUUCACACACAUUUACUCAUGAGGAUAUGAACGCCGCUACAUAUACUGAUGCAGCCAACCAAAUCAGUUGGAACAGGGCUUGGUUGGAGCAAUCUGGCAUCGCGAGCGCCAAGUGGUACAGCGGAAAGGGGCUGAUCCCACCCGCUAUCACAGGAUUGCAUAACGGGGAUGCAUUGCAGGCGUGGAAAGAUAACGGGAUCCUAAAUGUCGUGGGCGAUAAUACUAGGAGCAUUUUGAUGAACCAGUGCGAUACCACAGCCUGCGACGCCGACGAAUGGGUGUCUUUCGGCAAUACUGGCACUUUCUCCGACCUCCUCGCCAUCGAAAAGGAUGCUAACGCUCGCCAUCUGAUGGGCCUGCACCACGAUCCAUAUAUGUUUCACCAAGCAAAUCUCCGAUGGGAAGGUGUCGCGAAGAACACACCGAUCGGCGGUGUCUCUGGGCAGUACUCCUUAUUGCAGCUAUGGGUGGAGACUGUUGUAGGAGAAGUUCUUAGACAUGUGAACUGGCCGAUAAUCAGCCUCAAGCAUGACGAUUUAGCGGUAUCCUUUAGCCAACGCGCCAAGCGCGACGCCUGCAAGUACAUCAUAACGUACCAACACGCCGGUACAAAUAUUGUAGGUUUCACCGUCUCGGCACCUUCAGUCAAUAAUAAAUGCGGGGCUCCCAUUCCAAUUACUGUCCCUGGGGGCGUGUCGCAUACACAGGGAUAUGUGACGGAGCAACUGGGCAACGACCCCUUAACUAUCUGGGUAGAUCUGAAGGGGAAGGAGGUCUCGUUUUCGCUCAAGUUUGCUGUGCCUUGCAAAGACAGUGCAAAAAUGGUUGGAUUUCCUGCUGAUGAUAGAGCUAAUCACAAGUCGAGUCCACUGCGGGCGUCAUUCAUACAAUCCUAA